CGUCCCGACAUACAGACUGUGGCCCUUGCUUGAGCUAGGCUCCUUCGCAGAUGGGGUUCUGACCAUCCACCGAACGUGUUAAAAUAGCCCGCCGCGGCCAUCUCCCCGGGCACUCAGAUCAUUAACGACACACUUUCCCGUCCUCAGCCGUGGUCGCAGCCGUGUCACCAUACCAUUGCACCUCAAUAGCCAGGGAAAGCAAGCGGUCUCUAUCUUUUUCCAGGAUGGGCCUCCGCGAGGGCACUGAGUCGUGGGCUCAGGGUGCGGAGGAGUUCAGAGGACAGCGACUGCUUCCCGACAUCGUUGACUACUAUGCUCACGAGCAGCCCGAUCGUGUCUUUGCCGCCAUUCCUAGAUCUGGAAAUGUCACAGACGGAUUUGAAGAUGUCACUAUGAAGACAAUGGCCGCUGCGGUGAACUAUACGGCUUGGUGGAUUGACCGCGCCUUCGAAGACGUCUUCAAAAGGACGACACUGGCCUAUGUCGGCCCUUCUGACCUCCGGUACCCAAUCGUGCUGUUAGCGCUCAUGAAAUGCGGUUGGAGUGUAAUGUACAUAUCGCCUCAAAACACCCCCAUCCAGAAUCUGGGCCUGCUCCAAGAGGCAGAUGUUCAUGGCCUUAUAUAUGCGGAUGUCAUGUCAUCAAUUGCAGAGAAUCUUCAACAGUUUGACCCAUUCAUGUCGAGCCUGCAGUUGCCCGGACUGACAGAGUUGCUGAAGUCUGAAGCACCUCCAUAUCACUUUGGUGGCACUUUUGCCGAAUUGCAAGAUAAACGCUGCCUGACUUUGCACACGUCCGGUACGACGGGCCAGCCAAAGCUGGUGCACUACACUCAUGGCACUCUCGCCUGUGCCGACAAUGAUCAAUUUAUGCCGGUCCCGAAGGGGCGGCGACCACAGAAUGCCUCGCAAUUCAACUUCUCCCCUUUUGGCCGCUACUAUGCCCCCUAUCCACCUUAUCAUCUGGCGGGACUCCACGCCGCCACGCUUGUGCCGAUAUUCUCCAAUGCGGCCGCUUUUGUCAUGGGACCCCAUUCUGUCCCGCCAAGUGGAUCCCUGAUGAAAAGCAUUUUGCAGCAACAGCCACAGAUCCGGGCCAUCUAUGUGCCGCCGUUUAUGCUCGAGCAGUGGAUGGUAGAGCCGGGUGCAUUCGACGAAGCACAGCGCCUAGAUUUUAUUCUAUACGGCGGCGGCGCUUUGGCACCCAGUGUCGGGCAUAAAUUGAGCCAAGCAACUGAGAUGCGUCAGAUGUAUGGCUCUGUUGAAUUUUGCCAUGUCCAAGUGCUCGUCCCUCUGCCCGGAGAAUGGGAGUACCUGGAGUUCAAUCCGUCCGAGGGGUAUGAGAUGCAAGCUGUAGGGGAUGGGGUAUAUGAAUUGGUGCUGCACCAAUACGAGGAGUCUCGCAAACACCAGUCAUUCGCCCACAACUAUCCCAAUCUCCGCAAGUGGCACACCAAAGACCUAUUUGUGCCUCAUCCCGAGAAAACGAACCUGUGGCGCUUCCAUUCCCGCACGGAGGAUAUCGUCGUGCUAGAAAACAAAUCCAAGGUAUGGCCCAUUCCCAUGGAGGCAAUCUUGCGAGGGAAUCCCCAUAUAGGAGGGGCCUUGAUCGUGGGCAAUGGCCGUCCAGAACCAGUCCUCCUCAUCGAGCCCAGGCAAAGCUGCGCCGCGUACACAACCAAAGAAGAAAUGCUGGACGUUAUUUGGUCGUCCGUCCAAGAAGCCAAUUCUAUUGCGCCGCCAUACGCCAAGAUUGACCGAUCGCGGAUCGUGCUUUGCCCAUCACAAGUUGGCUUCUUCAGAACCCCCAAAGGGACGGUCAUGAGGAAACCGACCGAGUCCCUAUACGUGGAGCUUAUCUCGGCGGCGUUCAAGGAAGACGAUGACGACAGUGGCGGCGACGAUCUCGAGUAUACGGGGGAUCAAAGAGAGGUUGAAUUGCGCGGAGAUCAACUGCUGGCUGCGACAUAGGUUCGUCACCUCACAGGUUGAAGACCACUUGCGUGGGCAAAAAAGGGAUUGGAGGCUCUGAAACGCAGAGGAGGAAACCAGCGACAUUGGCCCUCGAAAACAACGAGGCUGUAUGGACCAUUAUAACGACCGUGACGACACCAAUAAGCAAUUACGAUAGCAACAACAUGACUAUGAUUAUGGUCUCAAUCCCACACUGGGCAUCAGGUCAGA
Messenger RNA from Aspergillus heteromorphus CBS 117.55, 2183 nucleotides. RefSeq names its product AMP dependent ligase/synthetase. NCBI's taxonomy places the organism in Eukaryota, Fungi, Ascomycota, Eurotiomycetes, Eurotiales, Aspergillaceae. The record is from RefSeq and is a predicted model, not a curated record. The coding region runs from base 225 to 1970 and encodes 581 amino acids. The transcript is spliced from 3 exons.